AUGAAGGACGAUAACUACGAGGGGAUUUUUAUUCACUUCUCCGACGGCAAGAUUUUCCUCUGGAGCUAUUUGGAGGAGCUCUUGAAAAACGAAAAAUUCAAGGAUAUUCCCAAGUUGAUCUUUCUUGAAGCUUGUAGGGGACAAAUGCAUGAGUUCGCGCCGCCAGAAGAUGCAAUGAUGGCAGAUGCUCGCAGACACUCGAAUUCCAUUUACCCGCCGCCAGAGAAUACCUAUCCUUUACGAAGAAAUGUAGCACUUUUCGCAGCUUCCACAGAAGGAAAUGUAGCGCUUCUGCCGCUCGAUCCAGAGAAGGCUUCGUAUUUCACCGACGCCGUGUGCACCGCUCUACGCGAUCAUCCAUACCAAGACCUGCAAGAACUCAAAAGACGAGUUGUCGCCGAUCUGAGCAAUACAAGACCGUUAGUUGAGGCGAGUCCAGGCGAAUGGCGAAAUGUUCACUUGUGUCCUGUGCUGGAAGACAGCUUUACGCGCGAAUUCAAGUUCUUACAGUAA
Messenger RNA from Oikopleura dioica, 513 nucleotides. The record is from the annotation of a GenBank genome assembly. Lineage: Eukaryota; Metazoa; Chordata; Appendicularia; Copelata; Oikopleuridae.